UUUACAUUACAGAAGAAGAAGCAGUUCCUCCGCACUUCUCUCUCUCCUCUCUCUCUCUCUCUCUCUCUCUCUCUCUCUCUCUCUCUUGUUUUCUCUCUCUCUCUGAAAACUAAGAACAACGAUUCUUCAUUUUCUUCCUCUGCUUGUUGAUGGGCGAUUUUUAGGCUUAGUUCUUUUUAUUACAAUCAAUAAAUCAAUCACUCGAUCACCCGGUGGUGUUGUAGUUCUUGCGAUCUCUGAGGAGUUUGUCGGAAAAUUUUCUAGGGUUUUGUGGAAGAGGGAAAUGAGGGAUGUUCUCGAGGCUGGGAAGGAUUUUUUCGGCGUGCUGGAGACCGGUGGCGCGUCAAUAUGCGCGUAUGAGCAAGGAUGAUGACGAUCUUCCGGGCUGUGCGGACGACGCGCUCCUCUGGUGCAGGGACCUCGAAAAGCACUCAUACGGCGAGUUUUCUUUCGCCGUCGUCCAGGCCAAUGAGGUCAUUGAGGAUCACAGCCAGGUCGAGACCGGAAACGGCGCCGUCUUCGUCGGCGUCUACGACGGCCAUGGUGGUCCCGAGGCCUCUCGUUUCAUCUGCGACCACCUUUUUCUUCAUCUGAUGAGGCUUGCUCGUGAAAAUGGGAUGAUAUCUGAGGACAUUCUUAAGGGUGCUUUUUCUGCAACAGAGGAUGGAUUUUUAUCUCUUGUGCGCAGAGCAUAUGGAAUAAAACCUUUAAUUGCUGCAAUUGGCUCUUGUUGUUUAGUUGGAGUUAUCUGGGGAGGGACAUUAUACAUUGCUAAUCUUGGUGAUUCUCGAGCUGUAAUGGGUUGUUUGGGUAGAUCAAGUAAGAUUGUUGCUGAACAAUUGACUAGGGAUCACAGUGCUAGCAUGGAGGAAGUUAGACAGGAACUCAGGUCAUUGCAUCCAGAUGAUUCACAUAUUGUAGUUAUGAAGAAUGGAGUAUGGCGUAUUAAAGGCAUCAUCCAGGUUGCUGUUGCUUGCUCAUUGUUGAAUGUGUCUAGAUCUAUUGGAGAUGCAUACUUGAAGAGACCAGAGUUCUCCCUUGAUCCAUCUUUCCCGCGAUUCCAUGUUCCUGAUCCCAUUCGCAGGCCUGUGCUAACAGCAGAACCAUCAAUGUAUUCUAGAACCUUACAACCCAAAGACAAGUUUCUUAUAUUUGCCUCUGAUGGACUUUGGGAACACAUGACAAAUCAGGAAGCUGUGGAGAUUGUGUAUAAUAACCCUCGACCGGGAAUCGCAAGAAGACUUCUUAGAAAAGCUUUAAAUGAGGCUGCUAGGAAGAGGGAGAUGAGAUAUGGUGAUCUGAAGAAGGUUGAAAAAGGAAUCAGGCGGUUCUUUCAUGAUGAUAUUACAGUUGUUGUGAUUUUUAUUGACCAUGGAUUCGCGGGGAAAAGGAUUUCCGUGCCUGAACUAUCAGUGCGAGGGUUCAUCGACACUGACGGACCAUCCAAUUUUAGUAUUCUGCAAGGGAUUGAUCCAAAUGCAAGGUCCACCAUCUGAAAUGGCAAGUCUUCAUUUUCAUUCUAUGUUUUUGCUGUGUCCGAGGGCUGUUUUCUCGACAUUUCCCCCUUUUUUUCCCUUUGUUCUUCUAAAGCAAUUUGAACCUGAUUUGUCGGCCAAUCUGAUAUGCAUCCUGCGGUGAUGAUCCUUAAAGAAAAAUUACAGGUUUUUUCAGGUUCAAAUGUGUAUGCACUCAAGUUGUGCAAUAUUAGAUUUUUUUCUUUCUCAAAUAAAUUGUUUUAGCGAUCAUAUUGUUUUCUUCUUUGAUCAUAUUGUUUUCUUCUUUUUAUCUCGGGAUUACUUCUUGCCUGCAUUUUCUAAUGAUUUGUUCAAUAUGCAAGAAAAUGGAAUAAAAUUGGUCUUUAUUGUUUUGUUUAA
Molecule: messenger RNA, 1874 nt
Organism: Malania oleifera
Lineage: Eukaryota; Viridiplantae; Streptophyta; Magnoliopsida; Santalales; Ximeniaceae
Product: probable protein phosphatase 2C 43
Exons: 4
Coding region: 291-1496 (401 amino acids)
Biological process (GO): protein dephosphorylation
Molecular function (GO): cation binding; protein serine/threonine phosphatase activity
Source: RefSeq, a predicted model, not a curated record